AUGGUGACAACCAAAGCCAGAAAUUCAGGAGGAACAUCUAUCGGAAGAGCGUUGGGAAAAGGAACAAAAGGGACAACAAAUGCACUACAAAAAGGAAAAAUUGCAUCGAUCAAACAAGAAGGAAAAAGUCCUGCUGUCCAACGUUCAAGAUCUGUGAGCCCAACGUAUACCAAAGAACAAUUAGAAGAAGCAGAAGGGCGUCAAUCGCUUGAACCAAAUGACUCUCGCUACAAUGCCCUUUGGAAAGAAACACAAGAAAAGAUGGGAAUGCCUAAGCAUAAACCUAUACACAGCGACAAUAUGAACAGAAUACAACAUAUCCUUCGAGUAUUCGAUUUGGAUCCCUCUUACGGACCUUGUUUGGGCAUGACAAGAUUGGAACGAUGGGAAAGAGCGGAGAAACUUGGCGAUGAACCUCCAAGUGAGAUUAGAGAAAUCUUGGAGACCAAGGAAGGAAUCUUGGACUUAAAGUAUUCUGUCCUUCACGACAAAGGAGUUUGA
Molecule: messenger RNA, 501 nt
Organism: Meira miltonrushii
Lineage: Eukaryota; Fungi; Basidiomycota; Exobasidiomycetes; Exobasidiales; Brachybasidiaceae
Exons: 3
Coding region: 1-501 (166 amino acids)
Biological process (GO): DNA-templated DNA replication; DNA synthesis involved in DNA repair
Cellular component (GO): delta DNA polymerase complex
Molecular function (GO): DNA-directed DNA polymerase activity
Source: RefSeq, a predicted model, not a curated record